Molecule: messenger RNA, 3928 nt
Organism: Oncorhynchus kisutch (coho salmon)
Lineage: Eukaryota; Metazoa; Chordata; Actinopteri; Salmoniformes; Salmonidae
Product: prolyl 4-hydroxylase subunit alpha-1-like
Exons: 15
Coding region: 173-1810 (545 amino acids)
Biological process (GO): peptidyl-proline hydroxylation to 4-hydroxy-L-proline
Cellular component (GO): endoplasmic reticulum
Molecular function (GO): iron ion binding; L-ascorbic acid binding; procollagen-proline 4-dioxygenase activity
Source: RefSeq, a predicted model, not a curated record
AAUGACAAUAAAGAGAAAAUGGAAACCGGUACAUAAACCUACCAGUUAACCGCAGCCGAGUUCAAAAUACUGAGGAUUUUGAGAAAACAGCGGUGGCAUUCGACGUGGGGAUUUUAACCCUCUUCCGAAAGCAGUGCUGAGCGGAAUAAGACCCCUGUGCGGCAGUGUAAAGAUGGAGUUGAGGGGAGUCUGUUGUGUGUUGUUGACCUGUCUAUUCUACACGUCCUCUGCUGACAAAGAUUUCUUCACUUCCAUCGGUCAGAUGACCGAUCUGCUGUACACAGAGAAGGACCUGGUCACCUCUCUGAAGGAUUACAUCAGAGCUGAGGAGGACAAACUAGAGCAGGUCAAAAAGUGGGCUGAGAAGCUGGAUGUGUUGUCGGCCACAGCUACUCAGGACCCAGAAGGCUUCCUGGGCCACCCGGUCAACGCCUUCAAGCUGAUGAAGAGGCUCAACACAGAGUGGGGAGAGCUGGAGAGCCUGGUUCUCAAGGACAUGUCUGAUGGGUUCAUCUCUAACCUGACCAUCCAGAGACAGUACUUCCCCAAUGAUGACGACCAGACGGGGGCAGCCAAGGCCCUGAUGAGGCUUCAAGACACCUACCGGCUGGACACGCACACCAUAUCCUCAGGAGAGCUUCCUGGAACCAAUAAGGAUGUCGCUAUGAGCCCUAUGACAGUGGAGGACUGCUUUGAGCUGGGGAAGAUCGCCUACUCUGAUGCCGACUACUACCACACAGAGCUCUGGAUGGAGCAGGCCCUGAAACAGCUGGACGGGGGAGAGGAGUCCACCGUGGACAUGGUAACCAUCCUGGACUACCUCAGCUACUCCAUCUACCAGCAGGGGGAGCUAGAGAGAGCCUUGGACUACACCAAGAGACUACUCAAAUUGGACUCUGCCCACCAGCGAGCCAACGGCAACCUGAAGUACUUUGAGUACCAGCUGGCCAAGCAGAACAAGGUGGAGGCGGAGGAGAGCCAGAAGGAGAAGGAGAAGAGAGAGAGGGAGAAGAGAGAGGCAUCUGACAAGAAGGGCAGACCUGCAGACUACCUGCCUGAGAGGAGGAAAUAUGAACAGCUGUGUCGCGGCGAAGGCAUCAAGAUGACCCCUCGUCGCCAGAGUCGUAUGUUCUGUCGUUACUCUGACAACAACCACCACCCCCUGUACGUGCUGGGUCCCGUCAAGCAGGAGGACGAGUGGGACCGCCCACGCAUCAUCCGUUACCACGACAUCCUCUCCAAUAGCGAGAUCGAGAAGGUUAAAGAGCUGGCCAAACCCAGGCUGCGCCGGGCCACCAUCUCCAACCCCAUUACUGGUGUGCUGGAGACCGCCCACUAUCGCAUCAGCAAGAGUGCAUGGCUAACCGCCUACGAAGAUCCAGUAGUGGACAAGAUAAACCAGCGCAUUGAGGACAUCACCGGCUUGAAUGUCAAGACUGCAGAGGAGCUACAGGUGGCAAAUUACGGCGUGGGCGGGCAAUACGAGCCCCACUUUGACUUUGGACGGAAAGAUGAACCGGAUGCAUUUAAGGAGCUGGGCACCGGGAACCGCAUCGCCACCUGGCUCAUUUACAUGAGUGACGUACCUUCAGGGGGAGCCACUGUCUUUACUGAUGUGGGAGCUGCAGUGUGGCCCAAAAAGGGAAGUGCAGUGUUCUGGUAUAACCUGUUUGCCAGUGGAGAGGGUGACUACAGCACGCGGCACGCAGCCUGCCCUGUCCUAGUGGGCAACAAGUGGGUGUCUAACAAGUGGAUGCACGAGCGAGGCCAGGAGUUCAGAAGACGUUGCACUCUGAACGAGUCAGAAUGAUCCAACGGAAUACGCUUUUCUCCUCUCAUCCCUCUUCCUGGACCCUCCUGACUCUCGGCUCUGUGGGCUGUGAAGUGCCCUCUGACCUCUCGUCCUCCUCUCCAAAACUCAGUGUUCACUGAGGCUCUGGCUGCUCAUGUGAUGUCACAUGUAUUUGUAGUUGAAGUGUGUGUGUGAGUGGUUCACCAGUGGGUCCGAAGCGCUUCGCUCCCAGUCUGUGCCUUCUGUCAUGGGUUUUGCACACUCCGACUGCACAGCUGUCUUAACCUGAGGAACUUUAUUUCAUUCUCACCCUUAACAGGGACUUUGAUACAAGAUAUUAAGUUAAUUAGAGCAAGCAACACAGCUGCUUAUCCCGUUCAACUUCCAACACAUUGUUUUGGUGUGCCCUACUCUUUUCCUCUACCUGAAACACUCCUUUUAACCACCACGCCAAUCCCUUCCUCCACUCCUUUUACCCACCACGCCAAUCCCUUCCUCCACUCCUUUUAACCACCACGCCAAUCCCUUCCUCCACUCCUUUUACCCACCACGCCAAUCCCUUCCUCCACUCCUUUUACCCACCACGCCAAUCCCUUCCUGCACUCCUUUUAACCACCACGCCAAUCCCUUCCUCCACUCCUUUUAACCAUCACGCCAAUCCCUUCCUCCACUCCUUUUAACCAUCACGCCAAUCCCUUCCUCCACUCCUUUUAACCACCAUGCCAAUCCCUUCCUCCACUCCUUUUAACCACCAUGCCAAUCCCUUCCUCCACUCCUUUUAACCAUCAUGCCAAUCCCUUCCUCCACUCCUUUUAACCACCAUGCCAAUCCCUUCCUCCACUCCUUUUAACCACCAUGCCAAUCCCUUCCUCCACUCAUUUUAAACAUCAUGCCAAUCCCUUCCUCCACUCCUUUUACCCACCACGCCAAUCCCUUCCUCCACUCAUUUUAAACAUCACGCCAAUCCCUUCCUCCACUCAUUUUAAACAUCACGCCAAUCCCUUCCUCCACUCCUUUUAACCAUCAUGCCAAUCCCUUCCUCCAUUCCUUUUAAACAUCACUCCAAUACCCACCCCCCACUGCUUCCCAGCACACAGAUGACUGAGACCAGUUAUAAAUGCACUGUCACUGUCCCCCUCUCCCUCCUUAAUAGGUCAUAAUCAGAUGACCCCACAUCAUAUCAGACCUUCAACUUCAAUGGGGGGACAUCCCAAUGAUCCUGUAAUCAGGGGUUGAUGUUGACCAGAGCCACAAAAUGGAUGUUCUAACAGGUGUCGGGUUGGACUGGGGCUAGAUAGAGGGCUCGUGGGAAGGAUGGAGGUUUAUUGGUUGGUUGCACUAUGACAAUCAGGGUUAGUUAUUAGGACGAUACUAUAUGCAGGCCAGGCUUCUAAAUUAUGACCGUUGUAGUUGUUUAUGCGCCUUAAAAUGUGGCAGUACUACCUGAGGUAUUCGAUAGGAAAGCAUCAAUGUGAGGGCAAAGACUUGUUCAAUGUUACCAUCAAAAGUACAGUAUGCACAGGGUCAGGGCUAUUAUCACACUUGGGGCAAUUUUCAUUGCCAUGUCUGCCAUGGGGCAAUAGCCCCGAGGUCAUUCACUCCAGGGCAAACAUUACUGCUGCACAGAUAAACACUGACAUUCAAGCCAAUGGUACACUGUCUGUGUCCCUCUGUUCCUCCCAUCUCUCCAACGCCUCGUUCUGCCUUGGUGAAAUACAGCAGUCUGUAAGUGCCGACUCAUCCGUUUUGUUACAGAAGCAAAGCUCCUACCUAAUCAUUCAUUGGUCUGAUAAUCAAAGGAUUUCAUCUCUGAAUGAAAGAUGGUGCUAAGAAUCAUUAGGAUUAUUAAUCCCAUGCAUCACUCCACAGUUUAAGCCUUUGCUGACCCUGGGAAAUCUGUUUAGAGAAUGUGGCUACAUACACUCCAAAGCAGAAGAGGCUGGUGGGAGGCGAUAGGAUGGCUCGUUACAAUGUCUGGAAUGGAAACACGUGGAGCCCAUCCUCCAAUAUCCUUCCACCUGCCUCCUCUGCUCCAAGGUGCAGUCCUUAUUUUAUUUGAAAUGUAAUAAUGGGAUGUGUGGCCAGAUGUUGUACAUGUGAGAUUCAUGUUUUCUAAAUAAAUAAGUGUUCACUGAA